GUCUGGAAGUCACCCCAGUGUGGCUUACAUUAGGUCACAUGAUUUACUUUUUUUCCCAUGUGUUCAUAUAGAAAGAAAUAUGUUUGCUGACAAAAAUAUGUAACAUCAUUAAAUAUAUUAAAUAAGUUAAUUACAGCUAGGUUUUAGGCAAGUUGCUGGGGAAACUGCCGCGGAGCUACACAAUACUCUUUUGCCAUUUUACUGUCAGCGAGCUAAGGAUGAGUGUUUCAAUCUUAAGGAACCGGGGCAUGGGUGUUUCUCAUUAUUGUCUGAGCUUGAGGUGGCUGCGAGGAGCCUGGGUGCCUGGUUCUACAGAACUGGUCAUCUGCCACACUGGCCAUCAGAACGCUGCUUCAGGGACUCAAAAUGGCCCUGAGUUUUAUCCUUCCUUGUCCCACACAUGCCUAGCAUUCCUAAAGAUCUGUAGUUGGUUUUUAACAUUUUCGUCCUGUACCUAUGGUCGCAUUUCCACUGUCAAUUUUACAGUAGCUGUUUUUGAAAAAUGCUUCUUGAGGUACUAUCAGAUUUUUUUACUUUAGGAUGCCUAAGAGCAAAAUUUUAGCCUUCAAGUCAUGGAUUAUAUGCUGAGAAAGAUAGUAUAUACCGCUUAAAAUACGUUUUGAGUUUUAAGGUUUGACACUCUACACAGCGCUUAGAAUUAAUUCUGGAUGGUGCCUUCCCCACUGCCAGCCCAAUUUUCUGUCUGGAAGAUUCUGACAGGAUCAGAACUGAGUGUUGGAGUGUCUGUCACCAUUUUAUUUGCGUUUUCUUUUCACAAGCAUGUAGCAAUCAUGUGAGUCAUUUCUUCCUCACCUCCCACAAAUACUGUGGGUUAAAUAGAGCUGUGGGUAUUUUAAAAAAGUAGUAUAGGAGAGAUAGAGGAGGGAGGGAGGGAGAAAGAGACAGAGAAAGACAGACAGACAGACAGAGACAGAGACAGAGAGACAGACAGAGACAGAGAGACAGAGAGAGAGACAGAAAGACAGAAAGACAGACAGACAGACAGACAGACAGACAGACAGAGACAGAGAGACACAGAGAGAGAGAGACCUACCGACAGGGCUGCUGUGGCCUGUUCCUAAGGUUGCACUCCAGUGGUUUGUGUCGUGUUGUGCUUGCUCAGCCGGCUUGAUCCUCCUUGUUAAAAAACCUCCAAACCUCUGAAGAGCGAAGUAAAUUAACCUGCAUCCGUAUGGGCUCCCUGGCCAGGCUGGAAAUGAAGAAGCUCACUGCUUGUCGUGUGGAAUGUGGGUUCCAUCACGACACUGACGUUACCCCAGAAGGAGACCAGAGUGUCAGUGAAUUGGAUACUGAACAGCUCCAACCAACAAACAGGUUUCCCUGUGCAUUUCAUGUGGCUUUGAACUCACUUUGUAACCCAGGCUGGCCUCCAACUCUCAAGUGCUGGGAUGCAGACAUGUGCCACCAUGCCUGACUUGGUGUGUUGUAGGGCUUGUGACAAGCCCUCGUCCAGGACGGCUCUUCUAUGUUAUCCUCCCUCAGCAGAAGCAGCUUUGACACAGGAGUCUACGCCGCCUUCAGCUUGACUCAGCAGGGGAGAGACUGUGAAGUGCUCCUGAAUACAGGCCGGUAGAGGUGAAGCGGCAGAGUCCAAGCCAGGCUUCUGUUCCCUUCAGUGGAUCCCCCCAGGAAUCACUGCCGAACUACUGGUUAGUGGAAGUCCUCGCUUUCUGCCCCACAGAGAGCCUUCCUGGAAGGCAGCAUGUCCACCAAUUUUCCCUUGAGAAAAAAGUCUUCCACAGGAAAUGCUUCUUAUGCUUCUGUGGUAGACAUGAAAAGCCCCACUCAAGGAGCUACACUGACCCAACAAGCUUCUCAUGAACUGAACAAAAGAAAGACUUUUUUACAGGAUAACAGCUGGAUCAAGAAACGUCUUGAAGAAGAAAAAGAUGAAAAUUAUGGGAAGGUAGUGCUCAACAGGCAUAACUCCCAUGAUGCCCUGCACAGGAAAAUAAAUGAGAAAGAUGAAACAAAAGCCACAAUUAGUAGAUACUCAUCCGAUGACACUUUGGACAGGAUCUCAGAGAGAAAUGAGGCUGCCAAAACAUCUAAAGCCAACACCCUGGAUUACCGACUAACCAAUAGGAACCUGUCCACAUUUAGAUCGUCAGCUGCAACCAAGUCGCAACCUGGCAGUUUGAGUGCAAGCACCUCCCACUCCACAGGUUCCGUCCCCGCUGCCAGUCCUGUGAAGAAAAAGAGACAGUCUUGGUUUCCACCACCCCCUCCGGGUAGCAGCACCAGCCUGAACACAGAAGCCAGCAGAAGGAACCCAGCUGUUCACCCUCCAAUACCACCAAAGCCCAAUUCUCCUAUUUCUUCUCCUAAGCAGCUGAGACAGAAGAACAGGCUGAUAUCUCCAUCUAAACUUGGUAUGGCUACAGAAACCAGCAGAUCUACUGAAAGAAAUAUAAGGACUCGGGAUCUUGAUGACAUCACCAAGGUGACAAUGUCACUUCAGGAAACUGACAAGGGAAAAGAGUUGGAUAAUAUUAUCCAAAUGAACAAAAGCUUGAACAGGAAUCAAGGUCUUGAUGGUCUCUUCAGAAAAAAUUGGAAGGCAGAACAAAUAGAGAAAAGAGCCAAAAGUCUUGAAAGUCUCAUCCAUGUGGAUACCCAGAUGGACAAAGAUGACAAAGGAAACCAAAGCCUUGGAAGUUUUAAUAAAGUUAAUCAAAGGACUGACAAAAAUGAGAAAGGAAGCCGAGACCUCGAAUCUAUCACCAAAGUGGAUUCCAGGACACAUAAAACCAGAAGAGGAAGACAAGAUUUUGAUGGGCAUCUUAAAGUGAAUCUUGAAACAAAUAAAAACAUCAAAAGCAGUCGAAGCCUUGGCAAUCUGAUCGAAAUGAGCCCUGGAGGAAACAAGAAUAGGCACGGGAACCAAGACUUGGAUAAUCUUAUCAACAUGAACUUCUCAGCAAACAAAAGAAAUCAAUAUCUGGAUGACCUCAUCAAAGUGAAUUCCUCAGUAACCAGAAAUAAUCAAAGCCUAGAUUUGGACAAUCUUAUUCAAGUGAACCCUUCAGCUCUCAGAAAUGUUAAUCGCUCCAAUACUGGAACCAGACACGUAAGACCGAAGGACACUGUUAUGUAUACAAGGACGUACGUAGAGAAUAGUGAAGUACCAAGAGAUGAGUAUCAGGAGACUAGCUCUGGAAAGUAUAUACAAACUGUGUAUUCAACUUCAGACAGGUCUGUCAUUGAAAAUGACAUGUGCACUUACUGUCGAAAACCCUUGGGUGUGGAAACUAAAAUGAUUCUUGAUGAAUUACAAAUUUGCUGUCAUUCCACAUGCUUUAAGUGUGAAAUAUGCAAACGGCCUUUGGAAAACCUGAAAGCAGGUGACAGUAUUUGGAUUUAUAGACAAACAAUACACUGUGAACCUUGUUACUCUAAAGUUAUGGCAAAGUGGAUUCAAUAAAGCUGGCACAUGGAAAUCAAGAUGAACAGCAUUCACUAAAGAAUUAAAAGUUGCAAGUUUUAAAAACAUGUAAUCUACAAGAGUUUUUAUGCUGAAGAUCAACACUUGUAUAAAAUUAUAAUAAUUCUGAUAUUGCAUAAGUAAUAAAGUUACUUUCAAUAAGAUUAUAUAAAUGAAAAGAGCCAUCUGGUAUCUGGCUAUAUUAGUGAUAAGAAACUCGCAUGGUCUAAUUAUGAGUAUCAAAGGAAUAAUGCAUUUGAUGGUGGCAAACAUUAUCAGGCUUAGGCAGAUCUAUGCCUGGCUGUACAUCGUGAUUCCCAUUAGAGCAAAGUUGUUUAUUUUUGUCACCGUUAUUCUUCUAAGAAUUUGGGUUCUCAGGCAUUAUUGACACCCUAACAAAGGUACCAAAGGAAGAAAGAUGCUUAUUUUUUCUGCAGAAGAAAUGUUAGAAAUUUUCCUACAAACUUUGGCACAAAGAUGUCAACAUAAAAAGUUGUAUGUAUCUUAGAAAAUCACUCAAACUUUCUAUAUCUCCAUGACAUUGUUUGUGAUAUGGAGGGGCCCUGGACAAAACGAUUUGUACUUCUCUUUUUCUGAUGAAACUUUGAGUUCACUCAUUAAAAACAUCAUUAUAUGUGUUUGUUAAACUUAUUCACUAAAGAGAACACAUAAACAGUUUGAUCUUAGUGUCAUUCUUCAGUUUAUCACAACCAUGAUUUACAUGUACUAUAUCUUUUAAAAAAGAAAUAAACUUAUGGGGCAUAGGUAAACUAAUGUGACAUGUAUAGUUUACAUGUUAUAACUUGUUAAGUUUCCUUUGCAUGAAUUUUAAAAAUCUGGAUAUAUAAACAAUGUAUAAGAAAUAAUGGUUAUGGAUUAUAAAGGUAUGCUACAUGUUCUAAUAUUGCAUAGCACUUUAUAUUUAUGGAAGGCUUAUACAAAUAAAGUGAACCGUGAAAAUACAGAA
Messenger RNA from Cavia porcellus (domestic guinea pig), 4412 nucleotides. RefSeq names its product sciellin (gene Scel). The record is from RefSeq and is a predicted model, not a curated record. Lineage: Eukaryota; Metazoa; Chordata; Mammalia; Rodentia; Caviidae. The transcript is spliced from 32 exons. Gene Ontology annotation, cellular component: cytoplasm. Bases 1724 to 3445 code for a protein of 573 amino acids. Gene Ontology annotation, biological process: epidermis development.